Messenger RNA from Cyclocybe aegerita, 729 nucleotides. The record is from the annotation of a GenBank genome assembly. Lineage: Eukaryota; Fungi; Basidiomycota; Agaricomycetes; Agaricales; Hemipholiotaceae.
AUGGCGUACGCUCAACCACAUCCUCGUCUCUCUGUCGUCUCAAACUCGUCUCUCUCCUCUGUCGACCACCUCUCUCCUACCACAUCGUCCACACGCUUCUCGCUCCCCUCGGCACCCUCACUACAUGGAGCCGCCAGUAUCGUCAAGGCGGGGCCUAACCGCCCCAACAUCUACGAGAGGAACCUGAACAAGACCCGUGGAGCAGAGGUCUCUGGGGCAGCCUUUGCGUUUCUAUUCUCCGAGAUCGUGCAGUACACGCAGAAGAGAGUGAGCGGGAUCAACGACCUGGAACGUCAGCUGAACACCCUGGGCUACCGAAUCGGCACCCGCGUCAUCGAGCUCAUGGUCUGGCGCGCAGAGGGAUCCUCCAAGACUCCAAAACGCGAAAUCAAGCUCAUUUCCGUGCUCAUGAUGGUCCAUACGCAAGUCUGGAAAGCGGUGUUUGGCAAGCCUGCAGACGCGAUCGAGAGGAGUGUGGAAAAUCCGGAUGAAUAUAUGAUCAUUGACAACGACCCGCCCAUUGAGAGACACAUUUCCGUUCCUCGAGAUAUGAGCCAGUUGAGCUGUUCAUCGUUUACCGCAGGGAUCGUAGAGGCUGUUCUUGAUGGGCUAUCAUUCCCCGCGCGAGUGACGGCUCACAAUACACCAAAUCCACAAUUUCCCAACCGAACAACGAUCUUAAUCAAGUUGGAGAAGUCAGUACUAGACCGUGAAGAGCUGUUGAAGUGA